AUUUGAACAAAUGUCGAUGGCAUAUCUGCAAACGUGGAAAACUGACGUGGCAGUCGACGUGUUGAGUAUACAAUCUGAAAUCCAACGUUAAUAUAUUAACUAUACUAUGGCGCAGAAUGCAUUUGCCUGAGUUUUUUUUUCCCACCGUCGUUAACUAUGGCGGAGAAAGAAGUUAGGUUAUGUUAGGUUAAGUCUACAGCUGUCAACUAAAUUCAUACAAUGUCCUUAAUUUUUCCAUUUAAAAUAGUCAGAGAUUAGUUCUCUGGCAUAGCAUGAAAUGAUUACAAGUGACACGCCAUACAGAAACUAUGUCAUAUUUUCGUGAUUGGCGGCAAACUUUGCGUACUCCGUUUGUCUACAGAGUUGCCAACAGUACUUUUCGUAUUCAAUGUCAAUAUUUUGCACUUAUUUUCCUAUUAUUAACCGUUCCUCUAUUUUUACUUGGUUUUUUAUCGUUCCGUGGAAGUGUACAUUCAUUCACAUCGAGUCAGUUUUUAACUCAAUGCCAAUAUUACAAGUAUAAUAAAACAUAUCCUUUAUCUACUCCGAUCAGAACGUUAAAGGGUAUCGCUUAUAGAAUAGCGAUAGUAAGUGAUCUAGACCACGAUUCAAAAAGUUUGAACGACCAGAACACGUGGUAUAGUAUCAUGAAAACUGGAACUCUUUCUUGGGAUACUACGAUACGUUCUCUUAGUAUUGCAUGGGACGAUAAAACUCAAAUGCUAACGUCGUCGUUAACUAUGAAAGGACGUGGCAUGGAAUUGUCCGAAUUGGUUACCUUCGAUGGGCAUUUAUUGUCUUUCGAUGAUCGUACAGGAGCAAUAUAUUAUAUCGAAGGAGAAGAAGCCUAUCCAUGGAUCUUAUUAAUGGACGGUAAUGGCAAAAAUUCUAAAGGCUUUAAAUCCGAAUGGGCAACCGUUAAAGAUGAACAUCUAUACGUCGGUAGUACGGGCAAAGAAUGGACUACUCACUCGGGAAUAUUCAAAAACAAUAAUCCACUUUGGAUAAAAAUAGUAUCCCCUCGCGGUGAAGUCCAUUCUUUAAACUGGAUUUCAUAUUAUAAACGAUUGAGGCAAGCUAUUGGCAUUGAGUAUCCAGGUUAUAUGAUCCAUGAAUCUGGAACUUGGAGCGAUAUACACAAAAGUUGGUUCUUUUUACCGAGACGAUGUUCUGAAAAUCGUUAUAAUGGAACUACAGAUGAAAUAAUGAGCUGUAAUGUUUUGUUAACUACAGACGAAAAUUUUGUGGAUAUCAAGAUUACCAAAAUUGGUGAUUUAGAUCGACUUAGGGGUUUCUCGAGCUUCAAAUUUUUACCAGACUCUCGAGACUCGAUUAUCGUCGCUCUAAAAACCGAAGAAUAUCAAGGACAGACUGCCACGUACAUUACAGCAUUUACAAUCGAAGGGGUGAUCUUAAUGCCGGAUGUCAAAGUGGAUGAUAAGAAGUUUGAGGGGUUGGAAUUUAUAUAACAUUCCGCUUAAGAAUAUUACAGUCGUGUUAAGCAAAAUUAUGUAAAUAAACGUACCAGAUUUUAUAAUUCUAUAUUAUUAUCAAAUAUCUCCCGAAAAAAUUGUGUAAAUUGUUUGGCACAGUUCGCUUAAAUCACCAGUAUUGUACUUCCCGAGAUAUAACAGUAUUCAAUGUAAUUUCACAUUCA
Molecule: messenger RNA, 1657 nt
Organism: Colletes gigas
Lineage: Eukaryota; Metazoa; Arthropoda; Insecta; Hymenoptera; Colletidae
Product: soluble calcium-activated nucleotidase 1
Exons: 5
Coding region: 309-1469 (386 amino acids)
Biological process (GO): proteoglycan biosynthetic process
Molecular function (GO): GDP phosphatase activity; UDP phosphatase activity; calcium ion binding
Source: RefSeq, a predicted model, not a curated record